CUUCAUUCCUUUCAUUUCCUGUUCUUUAUCAUCAGCUUUCCCUGCGAGGUUAUUUUGAAUACUGGUAUCUUCCCAAGAAACAAACACGCAAUGGGGAGAGAAACUUGGUGGGUCCUUCUCCUUCUCUCAAUAACACUGCUCUUUCCGAAUGAAAGCCAUGGAAGUAGAAGUGGGCAAGAACAAGCCCUCAAGAAUCUGAAUAAAGCCAAAUUCUGGGGAGCUUCCGUUGACAGAAGCAGUGAAACAAUCAAAGACGUGUUUGGUGACGAUGAUCGUUACUAUUAUCCUCAACAAGGAUUCAAAGAGAAAGAUAGAAUACAGAGACUUCCAGGACAGCCUCAAGGUGUGAAUCUCUCUCAAUAUGGAGGGUAUGUUACUGUGGAUAAGAUUGCAGGGCGAGCUUUUUAUUAUUAUUUUGUUGAAGGUCAACAGCCUCACCAGCACAAAUUGCCUCUUCUUCUUUGGCUCAAUGGAGGUCCAGGAUGCUCGUCUCUAGCAUACGGAGCAAUGCAAGAAGUGGGACCCCUUCGAGUGAAUAGUGACGGCAAAACACUUCACGCCAAUGAAUAUUCAUGGAACCACGCUGCAAACGUAUUGUUUGUGGAAUCACCAGCAGGAGUGGGAUUUUCAUACUCAAACAAGACAUCAGAUUAUGACAAAAAUGGAGACAAAAGAACUGCUGAAGACAACUAUGCAUUCUUAAGAAAUUGGUUAGAGAGAUUUCCUGAGUAUAAAUCCUCUGAUUUCUACAUUGCUGGUGAGAGUUAUGCUGGCCAUUAUGUUCCUCAACUUGCUCACACCAUUCUUCAUCACAACCACCACCCAAACUCCACCUUCGUCAUCAACCUCAAAGGCGUCUUGAUAGGGAAUGCUGUGAUAAAUGACGAUACAGACAACAGAGGAGUGUGGGAUUUUUUGGCAAGCCAUGCCAUAAUAUCAGACCAUGCAGCACGUGAUGUGAACAAAUUGUGCGAUUUCUCAGAGACUGUCUCUAAUCAAAGCAGUGAAUGUAGAGCAGCUUUGGCUGAAAUAGAGGAAGAUAUUGACAACAUCGAUAUCUUCAACAUCUAUGCUCCUCAAUGCAUUGAUUCCAACCUCACCUCCGUCCCUAAGCUUACCUCUGCAGUGAUAGACCCAUGCAGUGAAUUUUAUGUGAAAGCAUACAUGAACCGGGCUGAGGUGCAAGAGGCAUUACAUGCCAAUGUCACGAAACUCACACAUCACUGGACACUCUGUGGAGGUUUCGAAUGGACUGAUAGCCCUUCCACUGUUCUUCCACUCUUACAAGAGUUCCUCGAUCAUAGCCUUCGUGUUUGGAUUUUCAGUGGUGACGUGGAUGGAGUAGUGCCAGUAACUUCAACCAAGUAUUCCAUGGAGAAGCUGAAUCUCACUGUUAAAACGGCUUGGCAUCCUUGGUUCGUUAAAGGAGAGGUUGGAGGAUACACACAAGUGUAUGCGGGAGACAUGAGAUUUGCAACAGUGAGAGGAGCAGGACAUGCAGUCCCAAGCUACAAGCCUGCAAGAGCUCUUUCUCUGCUCAUUCACUUCUUACAAGGCAUCCCUCUUCCUAAUACCACUACUUCAUCAAUGCUCAUUUGAUUUUUAACUUCCUUCAAACUUUGUUAUAAUAUAUUUCAAACAUUUUCACGCAUAUUAAUUCGCACUUGUUUUUAACCCGUUCUGUUUUUUGUUUUUUGUUUUUUUUAGAUAAGUUACUUU
Prosopis cineraria is the source of this 1719-nucleotide messenger RNA. Its product is annotated as serine carboxypeptidase-like 40. Gene Ontology annotation, biological process: proteolysis. NCBI's taxonomy places the organism in Eukaryota, Viridiplantae, Streptophyta, Magnoliopsida, Fabales, Fabaceae. The transcript is spliced from 7 exons. Bases 91 to 1599 code for a protein of 502 amino acids. The record is from RefSeq and is a predicted model, not a curated record. Gene Ontology annotation, cellular component: vacuole. Gene Ontology annotation, molecular function: serine-type carboxypeptidase activity.